Messenger RNA from Colletotrichum siamense, 570 nucleotides. It is a transcript of the gene fabG-9, whose product is annotated as 3-oxoacyl-[acyl-carrier-protein] reductase FabG. Bases 1 to 570 code for a protein of 189 amino acids. Lineage: Eukaryota; Fungi; Ascomycota; Sordariomycetes; Glomerellales; Glomerellaceae. The record is from RefSeq and is a predicted model, not a curated record. The transcript has a single exon. Gene Ontology annotation, molecular function: oxidoreductase activity, acting on the CH-OH group of donors, NAD or NADP as acceptor.
AUGUCUUCAUCCAAAGGCAUCGAAGAGCUUUUUGCACAAAUCCUCGACGAGCACGGGCAACACCCCGACAUACUCGUCUCUAACGCCGGCACCGCUGGCUUCAAUAACAAGGCAAACCCGCAGCUGGAGAACAUCUCUCUCGAAGAGUUCGACUUCACCUACUCCAUCAACCUCCGCGCCUCGUUUCUGCUCUGUAAACUCGCUAUGCACCACAUGGCUAAGCAGCAUUGGGGCCGCAUCAUCUUCGUGUCGUCCAUCUCUGCAAUUGGGGGCGGCAUUAAUGGCUGUCACUACGCCGCUAGCAAAGCCGGACUGACUGGGCUAAUGAAAAAUCUGGCUUCCAAGCAUGCCAAGGACGGGGUCACGCUGAAUGAUGUGGCGCCGGCCAUGAUUGGCGAGACGGGCAUGAUACCCGACGAGAAGCGCGUCGAGGGCACGCCGGGAGAUGUGAAGAACAUCCCCGUUGGCAGAUUGGGAACCCCGCAGGAGUGCGCUAAUGUCGUGAUCAUGCUGUGCAAGACUGGAUACUUGACGGGCCAGAGUAUCUUGCUAAGCGGCGGUCUGAAGUGA